Messenger RNA from Linnemannia hyalina, 2445 nucleotides. NCBI's taxonomy places the organism in Eukaryota, Fungi, Mortierellomycota, Mortierellomycetes, Mortierellales, Mortierellaceae. The record is from the annotation of a GenBank genome assembly.
AUGGAGUCUGCUUUCAUUCGCUUCUUUAAUGUGCAAGAACUGGUCGAUCACCUAACACUAUACCACCUCGACCGCGCCGGAGUUUCGAGACUCAUGCAAACAAGUCGACAAAUGAACGCAAUCUGCGCACCAACACUUUACUUCCACGUCAUCGCCUGCUUUGACGACAAUAAUAAGCUCUUUGGCUCUACCGAGUCGAUAAUGGCUUUAUCCAGGAAUGCUCACCAUGUUCGACAAUUGACUCUAGGUCGCCACGAUAUCAUCUACUACGCCAAUUGCGUGAUUGCGUUCCUGGACCAACUCGACACACUACAGAACACCACGACCACCGCCACAAUUGGACACUCACCGGCACUUUCUCGACCUACUUGGCUCGCACCACUGGAUACCCAAAUAUACACAGUAUUCCCCAUACCGCCGAUGACAAUGUUGACGAAACUAGACCUUAAACACGUCGCCACGCCGCGGGGCGAUGGGUACCAGAAGAGCUGCCAGGACUCCAUAGUGACCCUCACCCAAGCUUGCUGGAUUAUCAGCUUCAACCCUAACCUUUUGGAUCUCAAACUGACAUCGGUUCUUCUCAUGGACCGCAGGGGCGCUCGGCUCCUGAUGACAACGUUGCUCCGACUGCAGAGAUUGCGGGCGCUCUACCUCGGCUUUAUUCUGGGGAGUUUUACAUCGCCAGAGCUGAUGCUCAAAGUCGGGAUAUACUUCCUUUCCGCAUGUCCGUCGACUCUUCGGAAGUUGACUCUCAAGUCACAUAUGGAAGGCAAGGACGAUGACUACAUAGAAGACAUCUCGAUGGAGUAUGCCGAGUAUGAACCGGGGACGCUGCUGUCAUGGGGGAAGCUUUACGAAGAGUGCGUGUUGACGACGUCGACGAUGCCUCGGCGACAAGGCCCAUUUCUGGGAUUGAGAGACUUGCAUCUUGGCGAGGUGGAGCGGAUCUUUUCGAGAGAUAACUUUCAAUCGAUACUCCAACAGUGCCCAAAUCUCAUUGCCCUCGCGAUGCCUAAACGAUCCCGGAUCAGCGACGUGCAGCAGCUAGCGGGAGAGAUUGUUCAGUGGUGCCCGAGAUUGAGUGACCUAUCCAACGGAUCCAACGGAUUCAAGUGGGGAAGUGAUAAUGUUCGGGAGCUGAUGGAUUGGAUCGUCGGAGCGCUACCUCCGCAACAGCUCACAAGGUUCAUUUCGAACGGGGAACGGGCUGAUAUUCAAGGCUUGGACAAUCCAGGAUCCAUGUUCCGGCGACACUCGACUACCUUGCGGGAGAUCUCGCUGAAUGGCUACAAGAACAUCGACAUCAAGGUGGUUCAAACGAUUUUGGUCGGGUGUGAGGCUCUGGAAUCUUUUAGAGUUCAUUUCCCGACGUACGGCGAUACUCACCGGCACUGUCUCCACCUGGAUGACGCUAUCGAGAUCCCCUGGGCCUGUAUCAAGCUACAAGAGCUUCAACUGACGAUUGCCAUUCCGGAGCGGCCAUUCUUUUCCCCUGCAGACGGCACAAUCCCCUAUUACUAUCGACCACCACCAACCACACUUUCGGCAGAGGAGAUACAGCAGUUCAGGGAACUGGAAUCCUUUUACCGACAACUUGGCAAACUCACACAACUGCGACGGUUGGACCUCCAAGCCCUCUAUUUUGACCCGAUAACCAUGCGUGAUUCAUCAUGGGACUUUCGAGACAUGUCUUUCCCGGGAAUGUUGAGUCUCGGGAGCAAGAAGAGGGGACGGCCAGGGUACUUGCGGCUGCUGGGAGGACUGACAAAGUUGAAGACGCUGGUUGGGUCGGUGGCAGCUAAUACCAAGGAGACAUCGAUGACGUUCGGGAUGGAUGAAGUGGUAUGGAUGGACAAGCAUUGGCCGGCACUAGAGAGGGCUGGGUUCCUUAUGGUACCGUCUAUAGGCCCGAACCCGCUCAACUGGUUCCUGGAGCAGCGACAAAAGAGGGGACGGGAAUUGGAACUUUGCAGACUGCUGUCCUGGGAGAUGAUCGACGACGACGAUGAUGAUGAUGGCGAUGGCGAUGGCGAUGGCGGUGACGGUGACGGUGACGGUGACGGUGACGGGCUGCAAGUGGAUCUGAUCUUUACGAUUGCGAUUCCGGACGAGCCUCUCCACCGAUCCAAAGCAAUGGGCGUCGUACCCUACUACAGCCGCCCAUCUCCAACGACUCUCUCAGCUACGUUGACUGCACAGCUUCGGUCCCUGGAGGCCCUUUACCGACAGCUAGGCUCACUCACAGAAUUGAAGCGCUUGAAUCUGGAGGCCAUCUACUUCGACCUGGCUUGGCGACCGCUCCACGGACACAAUGUUCCGAUGGAACUUGUUUCCGGGGAUAGUGAACCUCAAGAACAAAGAGACGGGGCGGACAGGGUACCUGCAUCUACUGAGAGGGCUGACAAAGUUAAACGCGCUAUUCGGGUCGGUCUCGGCGACGACUAA